AUGCAAAUCCUCAUCACAGGCGCCGCCGGCUUCAUCGGCCAAUUGCUCGCAAAGGAGCUCCUCAACGACCCCUCCUACCACCUCACAUUGACCGAUAUCCACGAGCCCCCACCCCCAAGAGCCCUCGACGCCGUCUUCGCCUUCCACGGCAUCAUGUCCUCCGGCUCCGAAGCCAACUUCGACCUCGGAAUGAGCGUCAACGUCGACGCAACUCGCACCCUCCUCGAGGCCCUCCGCAGAACCUGCCCCGGCGUCCGGUUCAUCUACUCAUCCAGCCAAGCCGUCUACGGCCGACCGCUCCCCGACGUGGUCGACGACAGCGUCACUCCCACGCCGCAGGGCUCAUACGGGGCCGAGAAGCUGAUCUGCGAGACUCUGGUCAACGAGUACACAAGGCGCGGCUUUAUCACGGGGUUCACGCUCCGGUUUCCCACGAUCUCGGUGCGUCCGGGACAACCGACUGCGGCGGCUUCGUCGUUUCUCUCGGGGAUGAUUCGGGAGCCGUUGGCGGGGAAGGAGUGUGUGAUUCCAGUUGAGGAUCGGUCGUUCAAGUCCUGGCUCUGUUCGCCGCGGACGCUUGUGCAGAACCUUGUUCUUACGUUGUCGUUGCCGAGUGAUGCGUUGCCUCCGCAUAUCCGGUCGAUCAAUGUGCCAGGUAUCUGUGUCACGGUGCAGGAGAUGAUGGAUGCGCUGGAGAAGGUGGGUGGGAAGGAUAAGCUGGCGCUAUUGAAGGAGAAGGAGGAUCCGACACUUCGGCCGAUUCUGGACUCGUGGCCUACGCGAUUUAAUAAUUCUCAGGCUAUUGCGCUAGGGUUCAAGCGAGACUCGUCAUUUGAGCAGGCGGUUAGAGACUAUUACGAGCAGGAGGUAUUGGGGAAAUGAGAAUAUUAGUAUAACUGGACUUCAACUGCCAAUAGACUUGGUACAUGUCUGCUAG
Messenger RNA from Aspergillus novofumigatus IBT 16806, 937 nucleotides. RefSeq names its product SDR family oxidoreductase. The coding region runs from base 1 to 882 and encodes 293 amino acids. Lineage: Eukaryota; Fungi; Ascomycota; Eurotiomycetes; Eurotiales; Aspergillaceae. The record is from RefSeq and is a predicted model, not a curated record. The transcript is spliced from 2 exons.